AACGUCCCAAACAGUGAGGUCACGUGAUCAUGAUUAAGGUCCUAAACAGUGAGGUGAUAAAGUGUAAAGCAGGUUUGGUUUUAGAGGUGAAUGAUAUUAAUUCACAUGAAAUGAUAUAAAACAUUAAAUGACGCGUGAUGAUCUUGAUGUUUCCAUAAAUAAAAGGAAAUAAUGAGAAACACACCAGAAGCUGUUUUAAUGCGCUGAAGCUGCCAGUGUGUGGCAGUGUGAGGGGCGGAGGAGUUUCCUGCUCAGCAGUAGUGAAGUAGUGCAGUAGUAGUGUAGUGCAGCAGUAGUAGUACAGCAGUAGUAUUAGUACUGUAGUAUUAGUACAGUAGUAGGAAACAUGUCGCGGUACAGCAGGGAGGUCCUGUUGGCCACCAGCUUCCUGUGCAGCAGCAGAGGAGCCAUGCAGCUGCUGCAGCUGCGGCGGGAGCUGCGGCAGCGCUGCAACAUCAGCCAACAGGAGUUCAGCUUCAUCGUCCAGGAGUGUCCCCGCUUCCUGCUGGUCCGCGGCCCGGCGGGGGCCGGCGGGGGCCGGCUGGAGGACAGCACGGUGGUGGCCAAGACGUCCCUGCGGCUGUGCAGGCGGUACGGCAGGGAGCAGUGCGCGGACUGCCAGCAGCUGCACCUCUGCAAGUUCUUCAUCUACGGAAACUGCAGGUUCGGCAAGGGCAGGAAACCGUGUAAAUUCUCCCACGACAUUCGCUCAGAUCAUAACUACCGUUUACUGCGAGAGUGCACGCUGCACGAGCUGCAAGAGGACGACCUGUUCCUGCUGCUGCUGCAGAACGACCCCGCCCUGCUGCCCGAGGUGUGUUUGCACUACAACAAAGGCUGCGGUCCUCACGGCUCCUGCAGCUUCCCGGAGACCUGCACCAAAGUGCACCUGUGUCUGCACUUUGUUCAGGGCGACUGCAUGUUUGGAUCGAAGUGCAAACGUCAGCACUCCAUCGAUGAACGCGGCCGCCGCAUGCUGGAGGAGCGCGGCCUGAGCGGAGACAUCAUCCAUGACCUGCCCUUCAUCUACAGAAACCUCCACUACUUGACCGCUGCCUCCCACACAGAAAACAUUUCUGACUCCGUCGUUAAAGCCGCUGCUCAGACAGACGAGAGGAACAUCUGUCUGCACUUCAUCCGACACAGCUGCAAGUUCCUGGAAAAGUGCCUCCGUGUUCACUUCCAGCUGCCCUACAAGUGGGAGGUGUUUGAUGGUGACAGCUGGACAGACCUGCAGCACAUGGAGGACAUCGAGCGAGCUUUCUGUGACCCGUCUCAAACGCAGAGCCACGGAGUUCGGCCGGUCGACUUCCUGACGAUGACUCACGAGUCGCAGCCCGUUCGACGUCUAUCCACGGUUUCCUCGGUAACAAAGCCACCUCACUACACGCUGACGACCAAGUGGCUGUGGUACUACAAGGGCGACCAGGGGAACUGGGUGGAGUACGGCCAGCCGGAUGAGAAGCAGCGCUCCACGUCAGUGAGCUCCAGCAGUCUGGAGGAGCUUUACCUGUCUGACAGAACAGCCGAGGUCGCCGUGGUCAAAGGUCAGCGGCAGUACGUCAUCAGCUUCAAAGACAUGUACCAGAGGAACCACAAACACAACACCAAGAGGAGAGUUCGCCGUCGUCCGCGCUUCGUCUCUGAGGCUGAUGUGGAGAAACAGGCGACUCAGUAGAGAAACAUCUGGACCUGUACGAGUGCCUUAACAGUUCAACACCUGAAACUGUUUCCACUUCCUGUGUGUCCUCCCACUUCCUGUUACUGUAAUAAUGUUCCUGACACGGACGUCAGUGUCGUGUCUGUCAGACUGUCCUUUAUGUUACAUCUGUUGUUGCCAUCCCCAAAAACCAAGUGUGUCAACACCGUCUGACAGUCAGGACGUAAAACAGAUCCAGUCCAGCAGCUCCACAACAACAACAACAACAACAACAACAACAACAACAAGUAAAUAAAAUAAAAACAAGAAAGGAAAUGUUUUUGAAAACAUUGAACACAUGUUUGUGGAGGUUUUCUGCAGGAGAAAUAUGGACCAUCUGGAUGGUUUCUGUUUAUUGGACUUAAAGGGUUUUUAAAUAUAUGAAAUAUAAAUUUACUUUGCACAUGUUCUUUGUUGGUGUUAUGUAUGUUGUUUGAUAAAAUAGAAUUAUCUUUCUAUUGAUUAUGUAUCUGAGACCUUCUAUAGAGCUGCACUUUAUAUUUCAGAGUAAGAUGUACUGUAUUUUUUAAAGCUUUUAUUCAGUCUGGUUUGUUUUCAGCAGACUUUGAGUUUUUCUGACGGUCACCUGUUUGUGUCUUUGCUAACGUGUUUAGCUUCCAUGUGUCUGCACAGCAACAUAGCGGCAGACUGUAAACACUGUAAAUCUGUUCUGUCAUCAUGUUGCUUUGAAUUAAACAUCUCAAACUGUCGUAAA
This is a messenger RNA of Thunnus maccoyii (southern bluefin tuna), 2414 nucleotides long. RefSeq names its product poly (ADP-ribose) polymerase family, member 12b (gene parp12b). NCBI's taxonomy places the organism in Eukaryota, Metazoa, Chordata, Actinopteri, Scombriformes, Scombridae. Gene Ontology annotation, molecular function: metal ion binding. The transcript is spliced from 8 exons. The record is from RefSeq and is a predicted model, not a curated record. Bases 347 to 1678 code for a protein of 443 amino acids.